This is a messenger RNA of Schistosoma turkestanicum, 2644 nucleotides long. Lineage: Eukaryota; Metazoa; Platyhelminthes; Trematoda; Strigeidida; Schistosomatidae. The record is from the annotation of a GenBank genome assembly.
AGGCGAUCCGGCAACGUUAGGCGCGUAGUCUAAUAUUCUUGGGCUUCGUGGAAAUCCUGUUUUUCUCUGCAAUUUGCAGGCCAAGCUGAUGGUCUCCUGAAACUCCGUCCUAAACUACAUAUUGGAGCUUUUAAUGUUCGAACAUUGUGUCAAAUAGGACAAAAAGCUUCCAUAGCUUGUGCAAUCGAUGUAUGUUGCUUCUCCGAAACGCGCAUACGGGAUGCCAAACACCAAAAGUGUGUUCCACAUGUUCAGAAGUGUAAAUAUUCGAUCAUCCGAUUUAACUGUACAUUCUUUUUCGUAAGUUUAAGACAACUGACAUUUUAUUUGUAUAGCGAUUUCUUUUUCCUGGUUGUUUAGCUGGUGUUGCGAGAGUUAGAGUAGAUAGUCCUUUUUUUACGCUCACUUUUAAAUCUGAGGUCGUUAGGUAUUUGUAAUACUACUGUAAGGCAUUCUAGACUCGUUUCAUUAUUUCUGUUUGCAGUCUGUUGAUUCCUAUUUUGAAUAACUGUUGCGUCAAUUCUUUCAAAUGAACGACUAAUAUACAAACAAUGCAUAUCAAAUUUAAGUAGGUUGACCGCUUUUGUGUUCACUGCUUUUUAACCUGAUACUUGAAAAUUCAUUACAAAUGGUUUCAUUAUCUUUAGGUGCCUCCUGCCGAAAACACGUUUUAUGUGCCGCCAGAUUAUCUUAUUUAUCUUGAUCCUUCUAAUUGUAUUAUUGUCAGUGCUACUAUUAAGAAAUAUUUGGAGGUAUCCAGAAUUUUCAGCAUACGAGCAUUCCAACGUUGUGUGGCUAUGGAAAAAAGUAGUUUUAUCCCCAAAUGACUCUUUAUGGUUAGAGCCAAUUUAUUUACAACAUCCUAAAAAUAUAACUUUUGUUGUAAAAAAAUCAUCCAAAACUUCCGGUCCAUUGUCUCACUUAUCCCCAUUCAGUUCAAUUCGAAAUCUACGACAGUAUAUUUCAAAUAUAAACAUGUUGCAAUAUGUUAAUAACGAAGACCUAUAUGGUAAAUUACCAUCAAGAAAUAAUUUUGAUUCUAUAAAAUCCUCUCCUAAAUACGUAAUACUAGUACAAGUUCAUAAUAGAUCCACAGAAUUACGUCUGUUAAUUGAAUCAUUACGACGUACAAAAGGAAUUGAAACAGCUCUUCUUAUUUUUUCACAUGAUUUCUAUUCUGAUGAACUGAAUAGUCUUAUCGGAUCUAUUCGUUUUACGCGUACUGUUCAAAUUUUCUUUCCUCAUUCACUGCAAAUAUUUCCAAAAACCUUUCCUGGUACUGAUCCAAGAGAUUGUGAUAGUAGAAUGAAACCUACUGAUGCUCGGAAUAUAGGAUGUUUCAAUGCUCGCUGGCCAGACACAUAUCAUCACUAUCGUGAGUCGCAUUUCACACAAAUUAAACAUCAUUGGUUGUGGAAAAUUGAAUUUGUUAUGAAUCAUUUUUAUCCAACAAAAUAUUAUAAUGAUUACUUUAUCUUAUUAGAAGAGGAUCAUUUUGUUGUGGAAGAUAUUUUACAUGUAUGUGGAUUGAUUAGUAAAACUGUCUGGAGUCCUUUAAAAACGGAUGGGAUUAUUGCACUUGGAUCGUAUGAUAAAGAUAACGAAUAUUCAUCCAAUACAAUUCAUUUAACUCAUUGGAUUUCAUCGAAACACAAUAUGGGUAUGGGUAUAUCUCGUGUUGUAUGGAAAAAUAUUGAACAAUGCUUAAAAUCAUUCUGUGAUUAUGAUGAUUACAAUUGGGAUUGGAGUUUACAGUUUAUUGGUGGAAAAUGUUUAUCAGACAAAUUGAAAGUAUUGACUCUACCUCUUGCUACACGUGUCUUUCAUUUAGGUGAAUGCCGUGGUAUUCAUCAUCAACGAAAUGCCUGUGAUACACAAUUGUUAGCCGCAAAAAUUUUACAAAUCUAUAGUGGACCAUUAUUGACUAAACUAUAUCCUACAUCUUUACAAUUAUCAGAACAAUUAUCUAGUAUGAAUAAUCAUAAACAAACCCCCAAUGGUGGUUGGUCUGAUAAACGUGAUCGUAGUCUUUGUCAAAGUUUUUUAUCUAAUAAAUGGGAUGAACAAUUAAUUCAUUGGGCACCGGAAUUAACUAAAUAUUCACCAAUUCACUAGAAAGAUUCAUUUUUAUAAAUUAUCAUUAUAGUACUUGCUAUUAUUUUUUUCUGAUUUUUUUUUUAAACUAACCCAGUUGAUCUUUCAUUAUUUUUGUUACUGUCUUUUUUUGUUUUUUUUUUUAAUAAAAAAAAUAAUAAAUUUUUCGCUUAUUAAAAAAUAACUGCUGAUAUUGUUUUUUUCUCUCAAAUGUAUGUAUAUAUACAUGCAUAUAUAUUGUGAAAUAUCUUUUUUGAAGUUUUCUUGUACAAAAAUGUGUAUGCAUAGAAAUUUGGUGAAUGCAUUAUUGAGAUAAAUAGUUUUUUUUUUUGUGUACGGUUAUAUGUUUCCUAUAUUUUUAUAUCAUUAUUAUUAUUAUUAUUGAUAAUGUUUUAUUGAACGUGUAUUUGAAUUUCCUUUAAUUAACAACUAACAAGAUUUUUGUGAUUUAUUUUUCUAAUAACUAUGAUUAUCUUUCUAGUUUCUAACAUCACUUAGUUAGUUAGUGAUCUUUCAAAUAAAUUAUAUUUUUACCAGAGUUUUUUUUUCG